UUCAAAGUCAUUCAAUUCAGAGCAACUUUAGUAGAAAGAAACAGAGCCAUAACCCUCAACAAAAUUGACAAAGCCCACAGCUAAAGCUACUAGUAAAUCACACAAAUGAUAAAUUUGGUAAAUUAAGCCAAAAACUAGUGGCAAUGUCUAGCUGGCACAUUAUGUUAGAGCUUGUGAUGAGGUGGUAGAGUUUGUUCAAGAGCUGUAACAACCUGAUCGAAGAGGUUCAUGAUGCAUUAAGGCUAAUGUUAGCUGAUAUAUGUGCAUGCUGCUGUAGCUGUAAGGCCUUGAACAUGAGCAUGCAUUAUGAAACUAUCAUCAACAAUACCCGCAUUGGCCACAUAGCUUGCUGAACAAGCCAAAGUUCCCGCCACCCCGCUUUUUUAAACUUCUAUAUAUAAUACCCACCCACCCACAAUUAGACCUCAGCUCACUUCUCUCCUUCAUCCAUUAAUAUUUCUGCUCUUCAAUUUUCUCUCUCCUUUUUCUUCAUUUUCUUCUUCUUCUUCCUUUCUCUCUCCUUGAGUUAAGGUUUAAUUUGCUCCUUUUUCUCUCUCAUCUGAGAUGGCUGAGGUUCCGAGCGGUAAUGAGAAGAACGAAGCUGCUGCUGCAGCACCGAACGCCGAGCCACAACUCCUGAAUGAAGCUCCUAAGGCGAACGAUGCUGUUCAGUUCUACACUGAGGAAGUUGGCCGUACUACCAGCUCCACGAAGAAGGCUGGACAAGAGGUUCCUAAACUCGGCGACUCUGUUUUCUCCGUCUCUGAUCUUCCUGAAGAUGCUGCUCACGCUGAGGCUGUUGGCCGUACUGACAGCUCUAAGAGGGAGGCUGAGCAAGACGGAAGUAUUCUCUCUGCUGAUCUCAAGCUUGCUGACUCUGUCUUCUCUGUCUCUGGUCUCCCUGAAGAUCUUGCGCUCUUCUCUUUUUCUCUCUCUCCUCUUUGUGAUUUUGAUGUUUUCUGGUGCUUUCAAUCUGCUGUUGCAUGUUUUAUUGUUUUUUCAAGUGUUAAUCUGUCAAUAUCUUCUAAUUCCAUUGUAUCUUCAGUGAAUGUUGUGUUUGCAAUUUGCAUCUAAUUUCCUUUUGCUUCUUUAAUUCAGUAUUUUGUGCUAUUUUUUUUUUCCGAAUAUUUCGC
Amaranthus tricolor (Joseph's coat) is the source of this 1133-nucleotide messenger RNA. RefSeq lists its product as uncharacterized. NCBI's taxonomy places the organism in Eukaryota, Viridiplantae, Streptophyta, Magnoliopsida, Caryophyllales, Amaranthaceae. The transcript has 2 exons. The coding region runs from base 565 to 1074 and encodes 169 amino acids. The record is from RefSeq and is a predicted model, not a curated record.